CCGUGGCCCAAUCUGGAAGUCCAAGCAGAAAUGACCUGCGAAGGUCAGUCAGUCACACCCGAGGUUCACGCCAAAGUCGAAAAAGGCUUCUUCUUGUCGACCGUUGACCAAAAGUGGACUUGCUAUCGCCGCAAUUAUUUCUCUGUGCAAUGUCACUUCGAGUUGCACCCGAACAUCAACAAUGGCCGCAUGCACUUGAAGCGCAACAACAAUCAACACACGGAGCAGAUCCAGGCCAUGGGUAUGCGGCUAUCUGCUGCAGUAGAUGGCUCGACGGGGAAGCUCAUUGAGCUGAUUCAGCACACCCCGAAACGCGACCAUGGCCCAAAGACCAAGAUAGAUAUUGUCAAGGUUCCGCCAACCCCAUCUACGGGACGAAAUGAUCACACCGUAUCACCACACGGAAUCUACUCAGUGCCGAUCCAAGCAUUCCAUGCCACUGGUCAGGUACCUGGGCCGUUCCUGCCCUUCCAGCACAGCUCCGAUGGCUCGUCAUCCACCGCGACCACACAAGCGUCAAGCAUGACUUCUCACUACGGCUACUCGGCAAGCGCUGGUGGUCAUAUCCCCACGCCGGGUCAGAAUCCUGCGCACACCUUCGAACGAGUACAGUUCAAGCAGGCAACUGCGAAUAAUGGCAAGCGACGUGCAUCACAACAGUACUUUCACCUCAUCGUAGAACUCUACGCCGAUGUCCGGAAGGAGCAAAACGAUGCACCUCAGUGGGUGAAGGUCGCGCAUAGAGUGAGCGAGAAGAUUGUCGUUCGCGGAAGAUCGCCGAGCCACUACCAGAAUGAGGGCCAAAAUCAGAACGGCAGGACUGGGAGCUCAAGCGGCGGCAGUGGUCACAGCUAUGCGGCAACUACAACCUUUGGUAAUAUCUCCUCGGGCGGCUUCCGAUACGGCUCUGGUGCAUCUGGCACUGCUCUGAGCGGCGGCACAUAUCGUACCAAUGCGUAUGGCUACCAUCCGUCUCCCGAGCAUUCUGGCAGUAGCGCAUCGAGUGUGGACGGCGGAGCUGAGAACGACUAUCCAGCCGAUUCCGUCAUGUCCGAUGCAGAACGGAGCGACAUGCAGGCUCACGAAGGCUAUCGCUACUACCCUGCCCCACUUUAUGAAGGUCAAGGACUUCCGCUUCCCAAGAUUGAAAGCACUGCCCGGUAUUCCACCGAACCAUCAUCCUGGGCGGUCAAGUAUGAGAACUCUGACGCCGUCUCUGGUGCUCAGCAGUGGCCCAUGAGCAGGUUUCAAGGCGUCGACUCAAGUCGCGGCUACUUCCCA
Messenger RNA from Pseudocercospora fijiensis CIRAD86, 1281 nucleotides. RefSeq lists its product as uncharacterized. The transcript has a single exon. Gene Ontology annotation, biological process: meiotic cell cycle; positive regulation of transcription by RNA polymerase II. Gene Ontology annotation, molecular function: DNA binding; DNA-binding transcription factor activity. The record is from RefSeq and is a predicted model, not a curated record. The annotation marks the transcript as partial. Gene Ontology annotation, cellular component: nuclear chromosome. NCBI's taxonomy places the organism in Eukaryota, Fungi, Ascomycota, Dothideomycetes, Mycosphaerellales, Mycosphaerellaceae.